Dioscorea cayenensis subsp. rotundata (Guinea yam) is the source of this 1298-nucleotide messenger RNA. Its product is annotated as transcription factor VIP1. The transcript has 4 exons. Gene Ontology annotation, biological process: regulation of DNA-templated transcription. Gene Ontology annotation, cellular component: nucleus. The record is from RefSeq and is a predicted model, not a curated record. Lineage: Eukaryota; Viridiplantae; Streptophyta; Magnoliopsida; Dioscoreales; Dioscoreaceae. Bases 69 to 995 code for a protein of 308 amino acids. Gene Ontology annotation, molecular function: DNA-binding transcription factor activity.
UCGUUUUCUCUCAUCUUUGAUUCCAUCCAUCUUCGUUUCUCCAUUGCUCUUCGUCGACCUCGCCGGCGAUGGACACCAGCGCUCGAUUUGGCGCGAUUCCGGCGCCUCCUGGCCCCCGUGGAGCCGGCCACCGGAGGGCGCACUCGGAGACCUUUCUCCGGGUCCCGGAUGAUAUCCUAUUUGAUGCGGAUGACUUCGGCAUCGAGCUCGACUUCCCCUCCCUCUCCGAUGAUGGCCCGGUACCCGCCGACGCCGGUCGGUCAGAGUCGUCAUCUGGGGGGAGCCGGCCAUCUGGCGGCGUCCACAGCAGGAGCCUUUCGGUUGAUGCUGCGUUCUUUGAUGGACUUGGAAUCCCAGCCUCGUCUGCCAGCCUGGAGAGGAAGCAAGGGCACCAUCGGCGGAGUGGAUCGAUGGAUGGAGCCACCUCUCCUUUCGAGGGGGAUUCGGCGUCGGCUUCGGACUAUGCGAAGAAGGCCAUGGCUGCUGAUAAGCUCGCUGAGCUUGCGCUGAUCGACCCUAAGAGAGCUAAGAGGAUACUUGCCAAUAGGCAAUCUGCUGCUCGUUCAAAGGAGAGGAAGAUUAGAUACACCAGUGAACUGGAAAGGAAGGUGCAAACUCUUCAGACUGAAGCAACCACUCUCUCUGCCCAGCUCACACUGUUGCAGAGGGAUACCACUGGCUUGACUGCUGAAAACAGGGAACUUAAGUUGCGCCUGCAGGCUAUGGAACAGCAGGCUCAUCUUCGUGAUGCUUUAAACGACGCAUUGAGAGAAGAAGUCCAGCGGCUCAAGAUAGCAACAGGACAGAUGGCGAACAUGAACGGGACCACCAUGAACCGGGGACUCCAGCAAUCAGCCGCGCCAUACUUCCCCCACCAGCAGCAGUUGCAUAACCAGAGUGGCCAUCACAACCAGCAACUUCAGGGAUCACACCAAUCUCCAAAUGGCCAAGCACUUAGUGACCAGUCACUGCAUGAUUCAAUGGACUUCAUGUGAUAGCGCAAGCCUACAACUUUAUUCUCCGGUGCCGAUAGCAUUGUUUGUUUCGCAGGAUGUUGUUCACUUAAACAGAGAAGAUAGAAAAGUAUUGUCACAUGUAUUAUACAUGCAGCAGCAUGCGUGGCCAUGUGUACUUAGUUAAAUUAAAGUUCUUUGUAUCAUAUAUAUAUAUAUAUAUUUGUAGUUGUAAUCCUUUACAUCUUGACAUGCUUGGUAAACCAUGGCAAGAAAAAGUAAUGGUCAUAUGUUGUAGAAAUAAUAUAUUUAUAUAUAUGUUUUAAAUUUCUGCUUGAUUGAUAA